Molecule: messenger RNA, 1542 nt
Organism: Micropterus salmoides (largemouth bass)
Lineage: Eukaryota; Metazoa; Chordata; Actinopteri; Centrarchiformes; Centrarchidae
Gene: epcam
Product: epithelial cell adhesion molecule
Cellular component (GO): membrane
Source: RefSeq, a predicted model, not a curated record
ACAACAACCACCAAAAAGGAUAUCGCGACCGUUGGUGGUGCUUUCAGGCUUUACCUUUUGUGCGCGUGCGCUCGUCGAGUUUCUCUGCAAACAGGUUUGACCAGGACACCUGUGAGGAGAAAAAGGAAGCCCUGUGUGCCCGGACGCCAUUCUUUACUCCAUCUUUUGUGGACGACGGACGCGAAGACAGCCAUCAAGGGACACUUUCUUCAUUAAUCCGUUUUGUUUUAAAUUAUUUCAUCAUGAACAUUUGGAUUGCUCUCGUUCUCACUGCCUUGGCGGCGGGAGCCUCAGCUCAAGACUGUUCAUGUAAUACUAUGAAGUGGGCCACUUGUGACGGAAAUCCAUGUGUGUGUUACCUUAUGAUCGGUGACACCCAGAAACAAACCCUGAACUGCUCUGCCUUGAUCCCUAAGUGCUUCUUGAUGAAGGCUGAGAUGUACAGAGCUAAAAAGGGCCUGAGCGUCCGGGGAGUAGGAGGAAAGCCAGUGGAGACUGCCUUCGUUGACAACGAUGGCAUCUAUGACCCAGAGUGUGAGAACGAUGGCAAAUUCAAGGCCAAGCAGUGCAACAACACAGAGGAGUGCUGGUGUGUCAACAGUGCUGGUGUUCGUCGAACUGACAAGGGAGACAAGAGCAUCAAGUGUGACAAGCUGGUGGAGACCUACUGGAUCCGUCUUCAGCUGACACACAAAAAAGUGAACAGUUCAGUGGAUAAGAACGCUUUGAAGACUGCCAUUGGACAAGCCAUUAAAAACCGUUACGCCAGCUUUAACCCAGACAUGGUGAAAGAAGUCGAGUAUGACCCUGAUGCCCGCAUGAUUGUUGUGGAUGUGAAGAAGCCAAUAGGAGAACGCAAUACUGACCUGACCCAAAUGGCCUACUACAUGGAGAAAGAUGUGAAGGUGCUGCCCCUUUUCAAGAACGAAGCAAAGUUUGCACCACUUGUAGGUACCCAGAAUCUGGAGAUGGAGAACAUCCUGGUGUAUUACGUGGACGAAGAGGCCCCGACUUUCACCAUGAAGAACCUUUCUGGUGGGAUCAUCGCUGUCAUCGUGGUGGUGGUGCUGGCUGUGAUUGCUGGCCUGCUGGUACUGUUCUUUGCCAAAAGGCGUGAGAAACAGCGGUACAACAAAGCUCAGCAAAGAGAGCUGGAUCCCAUGUAAACUCUUCAUUGCAGUGGGACUCUGACUGUCCACUUGUACAUCAUCUUUUGGAUUAACUUUUUUUUUGCCGUGGGAAAGUGCGAUUUUUCACCAUUUUACUUGAGGAAUGCAAAUUGUAAAGGAACAAUCAACUUUCUUUAUGUUGUUAGCACUACUGGUGCCACCAUUUUAUUUAUAAAUUGUGUAAAGUCUUAACGCAGCAUCCAAUCUAUAUGCCAUAAAGAACUGCUUUCCCCCCCUUUUUUAAUAUGCCUGGCACAUGCCCAUUUUUAUGUUUAGAACUUGUUGAAUGGUUUAAACUCCACGUCAUGGAUUUACAGUUUCUGUCUUAAUGUUUUGUUGGAUUGUUUUUAAUAAAAAAAUGUUUUUAAAAGAC